This is a messenger RNA of Cryptotermes secundus, 1488 nucleotides long. Its product is annotated as zinc finger protein 239. Gene Ontology annotation, molecular function: RNA polymerase II cis-regulatory region sequence-specific DNA binding; DNA-binding transcription factor activity. The record is from RefSeq and is a predicted model, not a curated record. Lineage: Eukaryota; Metazoa; Arthropoda; Insecta; Blattodea; Kalotermitidae. The transcript has 2 exons. Gene Ontology annotation, biological process: regulation of transcription by RNA polymerase II. The coding region runs from base 162 to 1472 and encodes 436 amino acids.
UUUAUACUUUUGCCGAUAGGUGGCGUGCUAACCUAUCGCCGUUGGAGCUGCCGUGGUAUGAGCACUGAUUGGGUAGCGCUUCCUUCACUGUGGGAGGUUCCCACAUCACCUCCCACCCCCUGUAGAUGUUUGCUCAGAUGUUGAAGCGAGCAAGGAAAUGAAUGGGGCAGCUGGAGUGCGUAGUUCUUGCGGUAGGCUGUGGCAGCGUGGCAGACAAUACUAUGACAGGGAUUGCGUCAACUGGAGGGUUGAAGAUUUUGUUCCAGCCAUCAAUCCUAUUGAGGCUGGAGGCCAGCUUGACCCUAUCAGUUGAUACUGUGAUGGACCUCCAGCACAUGAGGAGUUGCAAUGUCUUCUCUCUCUGUGAGAGUACUUGGUCCGGCAAUCAGUGUGUUGGUGAAAGACCAAGGGGUUCCAAGGAAAAACGUGUCCUCAAAACAAAAUCCAACAGUGAACCUGUCAAUAGAAGCAAGAACAGGCAUCAUGUUCUCCACAAGAACUGCUGUGAGUCAUCAGAUCAUACCACAUGUUCUACAUGUGGCAAGAUAUACAAGAACACAGCAAAGCUAGAUUUCCAUAUAAAGACACACGUAUCUCCAAAAGUAUUCAACUGUGCCACUUGUGAAAAAGUAUUUCUAUCAAACAAACAGCUCACAAGCCACAUGAAAACACACACUAAAGAACGUCCAUAUAUGUGUGAGAUUUGUAAUAAAUCAUAUAAACGGAAGUAUGAACUAACAGGUCACAAGAAAGUUCACACUGGUACAAAGAGUCAUGUUUGUGAUAUCUGUGGCUAUGCUACCAUGUACAAAGCUUACUUAGAGAUUCACCACAAGAGACAUUUCAGUGAAUUCCGUUUCAAGUGUCACUUAUGUAGUAAGGGUUUCUAUACAAAUUUUGAACUGCAGGCACAUAGCAAUGUCCAUACAGGUGAAAAACCCCAUCAGUGUGACAUAUGUGGCAAGGCAUUCUUAUACAAGGCCAACCUGCUCACUCAUCAACGGACAAACCACCCAGAUAUGCAGAAGGAUGCAAAGCGCUUCCAGUGUGAGACAUGUGGAAAGAGCUUCCCUUAUAAGAAGAACUUAAUGUCACACCUCAGUUCCCACACAGGUGAAACUCAGUUCUUGUGCGAUGUAUGUGGAAAAUCACUGACCAACAACCGUUCCCUGAAACUGCAUAGACGCUUACACACCGGUGAGAAACCCUGCAUCUGCACUGUAUGUGGGAAGGCAUUCACUAAGAGCUUCACUCUGAAAGUGCAUCAGCUCACCCAUACAGGACAGAAACCCCACUCGUGUGAUAUCUGUGGCAAGUCAUUCACACAGCGCUCCACUUUGGUUGUGCACAAACGGUACCACACAGGGCAGAGACCUUAUCAGUGUCAGAUAUGCAACAAGGGCUUUGUGUCCAAGACAUUGCUCAGCACCCACCAGAGGAGUCAUGACAAAAGCUGCUGCUUCUCUCAAUGAAAUAUUUUUAUUUUCC